This is a messenger RNA of Sceloporus undulatus (fence lizard), 3261 nucleotides long. RefSeq names its product RAB23, member RAS oncogene family (gene RAB23). The coding region runs from base 220 to 933 and encodes 237 amino acids. NCBI's taxonomy places the organism in Eukaryota, Metazoa, Chordata, Lepidosauria, Squamata, Phrynosomatidae. Gene Ontology annotation, molecular function: GTPase activity; GTP binding. The record is from RefSeq and is a predicted model, not a curated record. The transcript is spliced from 7 exons.
UUUCCGGAGCCAGAGGUGAAGCGGGGAGAGAGGAGGAGAGAGAGGCUGCUGCUGAGGGAAGAGGAGGGGAGCCGGCGGCGGCGGCGGUGGCGCUGGCGGGGAGUGGGCGCUGCUAGGGGCGGCUCUGCUUCCCCGGAGCCCCUGCUGCAGGAGGUUCCAUCAUCAGGAAGAUCUGAAUUAAGAUUCUGAAGUAGCGGCAGCCUUCUGUGACUUGCCAAGAUGUUGGAGGAAGAUAUGGAAGUGGCCAUCAAGGUGGUGGUGGUUGGAAAUGGAGCUGUUGGGAAAUCCAGUAUGAUCCAGAGAUAUUGCAAAGGGAUUUUUACAAAAGACUACAAGAAAACUAUUGGAGUUGAUUUCCUGGAAAGAGAAAUGCAAGUCAAUGGUGAAGAUGUCCGACUGAUGCUCUGGGACACAGCAGGUCAAGAAGAAUUUGAUGCUAUUACUAAAGCAUAUUACAGAGGAGCCCAAGCUUGUGUACUUGUAUUUUCAACCAUUGACAGGGAAUCUUUUGAAGCAAUCCCUACCUGGAAGGAGAAAGUAGUAUCUGAAGUUGGAGACAUUCCUACAGUGCUUGUUCAGAAUAAAAUUGACCUGCUAGAUUAUUCUUGCAUAAAAAACGAAGAAGCAGAGGCACUAGCAAAAAAGCUAAAAUUAAGAUUCUAUCGAACAUCUGUAAAGGAAGACCUAAAUGUAACAGAAGUUUUUAGGUAUUUGGCUGAGAAGUACCUUCAAAAACUCAAACAACGAAUAGUUGAAGACCCAGAAGUAGUUCAUACAAGUAGUAACAGAAUUGGUGUCUUCAACACAGCAGGCGGAAGUCAUUCUGGCCAGAAGUCUAAUUUGCUUAAUGGUGGGGAUGUCAUCAAUCUUAGGCCAAACAAACAAAGGACCAAGAAAAAUAGAAGCCCUUUUAGCAAUUGCAGCAUACCCUAAUCCUGCUGCAUAAAGAAGGGAAGAGUCUGGCGAAGCUGAUCCGAUGAAGUCUGUAAGGAACGUGGCUGCCUGUAGUGGUGUUUUACCAGUGCUUUAGCAGAUGUUGCACACUUUGGAUCCCACAAUGAUAGUGGGUACUGCUGUUAAAAUGAGUUGUUGUUAUUAUUGAUAUAUAAUGGGACUCCUGGUGGCAUGGAAAUAGAACCAUUGUCCCUUGCAUUUAUUUUAUUUUUAAUAGGACAACUUUCCAGUUGAAAGGUAUGAUGUCUUAAAGUGUACAGUAGAUUUCACUUUUUUAACAUUGAGCUGAAAUGCUUAAAUACAGUACCAAUAUUAUACAUACUGUCCAAGAUAAAAUUGCAUUUCCUGCUUAGUUGACACUCAUUAGCAAGUUAAUUUAAAACAGAUAUUAAACAUUCUUAAACUGCCUACCACACAUUCCAGCAACAUUGAUGGUGCAAUAUUUAUAUAGCUAAUGAAUUUCUGUGCAAACCUACAUAGAAAUAUGCUGACACAUCCAUGCUAAUAAAACUGAUACCAGGACCAGCUAGAAGGGCCUGAUAAAUUCUAAAGUGGCAUCUUAAAAUUAUUUUUUUGAAACUAACUUUUGAACAAGCCUUUCUCAAAUGGUACUACUGCCCAUGUUCAAAUCAUCCCUGCAUUGUGGGCCUUAACUUUAAAAAUUUCUCCUGUGCCAAAAACUAAUGUUUAUGCUGCUACACUUAGAUAUUUACUCAGUUUUAUGCCAGAUGUAAGUUCUAAAUUUUAACAGGGCAAGGAGGUGAUAAAUGGUACAGCCAGGCAAAACAAGUGUUUAUCUUUAAAAGAAAUAGAAAUCUGUAGCUUAUAUAUUUAUAUAUUCUAAAGGGAAAAGAAUCUUGGUAAAAUAUAGAGAUUAGUUGUCAAAAGAUUAAAGUAUUUUCAAGGAAUUUCUUCAGUGCAUCUUGUCCUAUUAUUGUGCAACCUAGGUUUGGGAAAUAAGGUCUUUUUUUCUCUUCUGUCAUUUUAAAAACGUGCCUGGCCUUAGUCACACUACAUAAAUGUAAGCCUGAAAUCUUGUUCUUGCUUACCUGGGAUAAUGGUUCAUGGUACUUUUUUGAGUAAACAUGCAUAGGAUCAAGCUGUUAUCCCAUUAAUAUUGAUGUACUUCCAAUAUUAAAUGUUUAGAGUGUUAAAACAUUUUAAAGCUCAUUGAUAAAACCUUAACACUAGUUUUCCUUUUGAAGCAUGCACCUACCAUACUGCUUCUGUUUACAUGUCAAUGUAAUAUUUCAACAAUAUUUCUGUAACAAUGUCCUGCCAGCAGCAAAUUGCUCUAUUUCUAGGCAAUUUUGAAAUACCAGUAGUUUUAGAAGCAUAUUGUUUUCAAGAGCAAAUAACGUGACCUGGAGCUCUACCAGCUGAACUGUGCAAUUCUUUUGGAGGAUGAUCUCUUCUUACAAAUAGUACUUUUACUAUACAGAUAUAUGGUGGGAAGAUCUAAGCAAAUGUAUCUUGUUAUAUUUUUGGAGAAGGUUUCUGACAUUCCAUAAAUUUAUAUAUAAUAAACCUGAAAUCCAGACUUCCUUCCCAGUGAUGUCUCUGCCCAGCUCUCUCACAACAUGUGCAUGAAAAGCAGACAAUUAUAUAUACUUACUGAACAUUGUAAGGUUCCAUUUGCUUUUGUAACCAUUCCCAUUGCUGGCAAUGAGGUGGGCAUUGCAGCUGUCCCUUCCUUCAUUUUGAAGUGUUGAAUCAAGCCCCUUAUUUUUAACACGUGUUACCUGGUCACUGGAUGGCUGUACAUGUAUGAAUCCAAAUUGUAUUUGUCUUGCUGUAAAACAAUCUCAACUUCUAUCUGUAGGGCUCAGUGUGCACAUUAUUUUUAUAUGGAAAUUUUUACAUUAAACUGUUAGCCUUACUUGUUUUGUACUUGUGGCUAGAAGGAGUCUGAUCUCAAUUUCUGUCUCAUUUCCUUUUGUAUAAAAUAGUACAAAUCUAAAGCACAAUUGUAACUUGUAAUUGCCAUUCAUGCUACUCUGUGUAAGGCCUUUACAUAUUCUAUGGUUUUCAAAAUUGAAAACAUGUCUAGAGUGCAUGAAGCAGGCGUGAAACAAUUUCUGAACAUAUCAUGGAUGUACACUGGUGUCUUAAAGCAGUGGUUCUCAAAUGGUGGGGCAGGACCCCCAGGGAGGGCGCAGGACAGAGUUGCUCAAGGUGGAGGAGGCUUGAGACUUGGAGGCCCUGAUCGCUCCUCCUCUUCCUCUUCCCAAACGUUUUUAUGUGUAAAAUUUAUGCAUGCAUUGAAUUAAAUACUGAAUUUACAUAAAUAAAACUGUUCUAAUUUGA